AUGCCAAUUGCUGAGAUAACGCAGAUGGUGGGAAAAGAAAGUGUUCACACCAAGACAGAUAGUGCUCCGGAGCUAAGCAAUAGUCAAGAAGCUUGUGGAGAAGGAAUGCAGCCGACCACGCAGGGAAGACAAGCCACCGAGGGUUACAAAAAGAAGCAGCAGCAGAAGAAAGAGGAGAUAAUGGAGAACGAUGACGAUAAACGACUGACUGGGGGAAUAAUUGGGAAGGAAGGAACCGAACGAAACGUGUGGGAAAGAGAGGAACUGGAAGGCACGAUGGCCGGACGGAUCCAAUCAGUAGCCUCGACUAAGUAUGCCCACCACCACCCUGCGUACCAGAUCGGCUCGCUCGCUGGGUCGAAAAGGGUAGAACCGAGACGGGGAAAGACGCUAAGGCCAGUUUCGAAUGUGCCGGUGGUUCCGUCUAAAUGGCCUGGCCGUGCCUUGCCUUGCGUGCUUUUCUUAUCCACGGCUCCAGUGGCUUUCCCACAUUUCACCGAAUGGUGCACGUACACGACAGCCACAGAGGAGGGUGUUUACGUAAGUUGGUGGACAACUGACUAG
Messenger RNA from Aspergillus vadensis CBS 113365, 564 nucleotides. RefSeq lists its product as uncharacterized. NCBI's taxonomy places the organism in Eukaryota, Fungi, Ascomycota, Eurotiomycetes, Eurotiales, Aspergillaceae. Bases 1 to 564 code for a protein of 187 amino acids. The record is from RefSeq and is a predicted model, not a curated record. The transcript is spliced from 8 exons.